GGCGGGGCCGAGCUCAGAGCCGUGAGAGCGACGGGUGUUGAGGAGCGGGCUGUCCCGCUGAUCCCCUUCAACCCCGGGGAAACAAAGCCUUAAAUCGCACUUUCUGACUGAAACUAGCCCGCUCCGAGGGUUUUUUUUCCUCUUCAGGGGGAAAAAUACUUCACGGCUCUCGCCCUGCGCACUUUCUCCAGAGCGUCUCCCCACCUCUCGCCUCAGCCAUGGUGAUGUUCAAGAAGGUGAAGACCUUUAUGAUGACCUUCAGCGAGCCGGAGAAGGUCUACUGCAGCGGGGAGAAGGUGGCCGGGCGUGUGGUGGUGGAGGUGGCCGAGGUGACUCGCGUCAGCUCCGUCAAGGUGCUGGCCUGCGGGGUGGCCAAAGUCAACUGGGCCAAGGGCCCCCAGCAGUGCAGGCAGGAGGUGGAGUACCUGCGCUUCGAGGACGUCCUCACGCUGGAGGAGCAGCCCACCGAUGGGGACGGCUCUGUAAUCCUGAGACCUGGCAACACCUACGAGUACAAAUUUGGAUUCGAGCUUCCCCAGGGGCCUCUGGGAACUACCUUCAAGGGGAAGUACGGCUGUGUGGAUUACUGGGUGAAGGCCUUCCUGGAGCGCCCCUCCGUCCCCACGCAGGAGAUCAAGAAAUGCUUCGAGGUGAUGGAUCCAGUUGACGUGAACACGCCGGAAUUGCUGUCGCCGGUGGCUGCCAAGAAGGAGAAGAAGGUGUCCUGUAUGUUCAUCCCAGAUGGCCGCGUGUCGGUCAGCGCCCAGAUCGACAGGAAGGGCUUCUGUGAAGGUGACGAGAUCUGCAUCAACGCCGACUUCGAGAACACGUGCUCCCGCAUCGUGGUGCCCAAGGCGGCCAUCGUCGCCAAGCACACCUACCUGGCCAACGGCGAGACCAAGGUCUUCACCCAGAAACUCUCCUGCGUCCGAGGCAACCACAUCAUCUCGGGCACCUCCGAGUCGUGGCGCGGCAAAACCAUCCGCGUCAAGAAGCUCAAGCCCUCCAUCCUGGGCUGCAACAUCCUGCGCGUGGAGUAUUUCCUGCAGAUCUACGUCAGCGUCCCCGGCUCCAAGAAGAUCAUCCUGGAGCUGCCCCUCGUCAUCGGCAGCCGCUCGGGCAUCGGUAGCCGCAGCUCCAGCAUGGCCAGUCAGACCAGUUCCGAGAUGAGCUGGGUGGAUUUGAACCUCCCCGAUGCUCCAGAAGCCCCGCCGUGCUACCUGGACAUCGUUCCCGAGGACCACCGCCUGGAGAGCCCCACCACGCCCCUCCUGGACGACUCCGACAGCUUCGACAGCCCCAUCUUCAUGUACGCGCCCGAGUUCAAGUUCAUGCCGCCGCCCACCUACGCCGAGGUGGAUCCCUGCGUCGCCAACAACAACGUGUAGCGAGCGCCCGCUCGGAAACGUUAUUCUCCCGCUCCUUUUUCCCCCGCGCUGUGUGGAUGUGCCGAGCGGCGGCGGCGACGCGGGCCUCGCUCCCGACCCCGGCUGCGGGAGGAGCGAGCGUGGAAGAGGCCGAGGGAGCCUCAGUUCUUAACGUGUGCGUGCCCUCGCGCGCCGGCUGAGCCCAGGAAAACCCCGGCGUGGCUCCGGGCGCCGCAAACUCGCCCCAACCGUGGCGGUGCAGCAGGGGAGGCCUCGGGCGCGGAGCCUUGGCAGAGGAGAGGCGCGUCCCGGCCUAAAGAGACUUUAAAAACCAAGCGGGCGUUGGGUGAAACCCGGCCGCCGAGAGACGGGGGGCACCGGGCCGCGGGCCGGAGGGGCGCGCGGUGGCUGGCCGGCCUCGCCGCUCGGCGGCCGGUCCCUUUUGUACUGUUUUAUAAGUGGGUCUGGGGGUGAGGGAGGGGAAGGGGAAAUAAAACACCAAUAAAACCUGGUUUUGUACUGUUGGAAUAA
Messenger RNA from Phalacrocorax carbo (great cormorant), 1898 nucleotides. Lineage: Eukaryota; Metazoa; Chordata; Aves; Suliformes; Phalacrocoracidae. The record is from RefSeq and is a predicted model, not a curated record.